Scomber scombrus (Atlantic mackerel) is the source of this 1266-nucleotide messenger RNA. RefSeq names its product probable basic-leucine zipper transcription factor Q. The coding region runs from base 1 to 816 and encodes 271 amino acids. Lineage: Eukaryota; Metazoa; Chordata; Actinopteri; Scombriformes; Scombridae. The record is from RefSeq and is a predicted model, not a curated record. The transcript has 6 exons.
AUGACGGUCAGACGCUUCAACUCUCUGCUGCUGCUCGCUCUGCUCACAGUCAGUGGAUCCAGCAGCAGGAAGGUUGUUGGUCGAGCAGGUGAGGACGUCACUCUGCCCUGUAAAUAUAACUUCAAGAAUAACAAAACAACAGCAGUUUUUUGGCGUCGAUCCCUAUCACUUACAAGCUGGGGCAAAGAUAUCAUCUCCACAGACGGAUAUAAAGUGAUAGAAACGACCAGAGCUUCCAGCAGGUAUCAGUUACUGGGACGACUGGAGGAUGGAGAUGUUUCUCUGACGAUCCUGAAGACCCCAGAGGAAGAUGCUGGACGGUACGAAUGCAGAGUGGAGAUACCUGGUUGGUUCAAUGAUGUAAAACAUCACAUCGAUCUGACCAUUGAGAAAGGUCAGGUGACUGCUACAACUUCCUCAACCAGCAUCGACUCUGAGCAGCAGCAGCAGGAGGAUGAGAAAGGGAAGAAGCAGACAGAUAUCAUCAUUCUUGUUUGCGUUCUGAUCAUGUUGAUCGCUUUGGUCGCAGCAGGCGUCGCUAUUAACAGGAGAAGAUGGAACCAACAUAAAAUCCCUCAGCAGCAGCAGCAGCAGCAGCAGCAGCAGCAGCAACAGCAGCAGCAGCAGCAGCAGCAGCAGCAGCAGCAGCAGCAACAGCAGCAGGAGGAGCCGGAGCUGCAUUACAGUGUAAUUCAGUUCAACUCUGUCCCGCCGGCUGUGGAGCUCCAAAAUCAAGGUACUGCGAUAGAGAACAUCUACCAGAACCACAGCACUGGUUAUGCUGCUGGCAACAGCGACUGUGUUGACGAGGUCUGACUCUGAGGCGUGAGAGGAGAGAAACCAACUACGAGUCCCAGAGGGCUUUGCUGCAAGAAACAUCCAAUCAGAGAGCUUCAGACGGCGUCCACGUCAUGUGAUGAUGGAGGAUGUUGAUGACCUGCAGGCGUUCAGGUCAUGAAGACGACUGCUUGUUUUUAUAUUUAAUUUAAUAUCACAUCAAACUACUUUUUAUGUGUUUGUGUUAAUAUUUAAAGAAAAUGAGCUUCUGCUUUUUAUUGUAUCAGCUCAGCAUUUAAAUCUUUCUGUGUGUAAUAUUUGUUAAACAUUAAUGUAUCAACUCUUUUAUAAAUCUGUAAAUAAUGAAUAAAAGUUGAGAAUGUGUUCUUAUCUCUCAUGUCUUCAUGUUAACAGUGACGAGUUAUUUUCUGCUAUAAAUAUUAAAGCAGCUGCUGUUUGUCUCCAUCUAGUGGCAGAAACAUCACAACA